Molecule: messenger RNA, 1330 nt
Organism: Rosa chinensis
Lineage: Eukaryota; Viridiplantae; Streptophyta; Magnoliopsida; Rosales; Rosaceae
Product: dnaJ homolog subfamily B member 5
Exons: 1
Coding region: 368-1330 (320 amino acids)
Cellular component (GO): cytosol
Molecular function (GO): protein-folding chaperone binding
Source: RefSeq, a predicted model, not a curated record
AGAGAGACCGUCUCUCUGAACUCUGAAUAAAAGAAGCCGAUAACAAUCCUGGAAAAAGGGAGUUUUUUUUUUCUGUUUUUCCUUUCAGAUGACAAAAGUUAAUAUUGGAAAAUUGUUAGCAAAAUUUGUAUUGCGGAGUAUGGUUGGAUAUUUCCCGAGUAUAAAUAGUUGGACGCUUUCAAAUAAAGUGUCGUCACAAUCCUAAAGAUGAUGUUGGACCCUUUCAAAUAAAAACGUUAUCACAAUCUAUAGAUGAUUGAAAACCGAGGAGAGAGUUUAUGUCUAAUUUAAACUCUACCAGUCUGAACCUAUUGCCUUCACGCUCCACAAGUCAUUAGUCCCCUCCCAAAACACAGCAGCAAUACCAAUGGCGAAGAAAGGAGAAAAGCAACCCCAGGCAUCGAAACGAAAACGAAAUCCCCGCACAAAAGAAAAACCAGAUGCUUCUUUUAUAUCUUCCACUACUAUGGAAAUUGAUCACUACAAAAUACUUGGAGUGAAUCGCAACGCGAGCCCGGAUGAGGUGAAGAAAGCAUACAGGAAACUGGUCAUGUUUUGGCACCCUGACAAACACUUGCAGGAAGAAGCUCGAGCUAAGGCCGAGGCCAAGUUCAAGGAAAUCAACCAGGCUUACCAGAUUCUCAACGACCCUGUGAAACGACACAACUACGAUAAUCAGCAUGCAAAUAUAGCCAACUCCAAUAGGACGGCAUCGUCAUUUUCGUUUCCUCCUAGUAAGGAUGAAAAUACUUUUGCUACCGUGUUUGGAUUUGGUAGUCGGAGGACAGAUUCAAUGGUGUAUAGUCCAUUGGAGUGUAGCUUGGAGGAGCUUUAUCAGGGUACUACGAAGAAGAUGAAGGUGACGAGAGCAGUGACGAAUGCUUUGGGGGAGGAGACUAUGGUGGAGCAGCCUUUGACAGUCAACAUAAAACCUGGUUUCCGGCACGGCACCAAUAUAACUUACAAGGUGGAAGCUAAUACAGCAGAUGUAGGUUUCGUCAUCAAAGAGAAACAACAUUCCGUGUACGAGAGGCAUGGGAAUGAUCUCAUAGUCCACCAGGAGAUAACACUGCUGGAGGCGCUCACCGGCGGUAGGACUCUUGAUCUGACCACCCUGAAUGGAAGGAAGCUCAUGGUCCCGUUACCCGAUGAUGUCAUCAGAGCUCCUGGGGAUGAAAUGGUUGUACCAGGUGAAGGAAUGCCAAUCUCAAGCCAACCUGGGGUAAAAGGAAACUUGAGGAUCAAGUUCAAUGUCAAGUUUCCUUCGAGCAGCCUCACUGCAGAACAGAAAUUGGAUUUGAAAAGAGGCUUGGGAGGAGUUCCGUUUUGA